Messenger RNA from Echinostoma caproni, 387 nucleotides. Lineage: Eukaryota; Metazoa; Platyhelminthes; Trematoda; Plagiorchiida; Echinostomatidae. The record is from the annotation of a GenBank genome assembly.
AUGAACGGUUACGUAGGAGUUCAACAUACCUUGGCUGAACUUCAAAGGACGUACUGGAUAAUCGGUGGAAUCGGAGCCGUCAAAACGGUACCGAACCGCUGCGCGUCGUGUCGCAUUCGCGAUGCUCGGCCCAUGCAACAAUUGAUGGCACCAGUUAUUCCGGAUCAAUAUGCUAUCUACCAACAGGCGUUCAGCACGUGUGUCGACUACUUUGGACCAAUCAUAGGUGCGCGUGGGCGUUUACGUGAACGUAGGUACGGCUGUCUGUUCACUGGCCUGACAACAAGAGCAGUACAGAUUGAGAUGUCCCCAACACUGGAUAAGGACUCCUUCCUAUGUGCGUUCACCCGUUUUGCUGCCCGGCCUGGUUGGCCGUCGACGGUGUAA